AGGGCUGUGCAGAGAGUCUGCAUUCUCUUCUUCUUCUCUCUCUUGCCGGCUCCGACAGAGAGACAAACUUCCAAAUCUCUCUCGCUGCGGGCGGGCGGGGAUGGAGAGCCCCACAUCGGCGGCGUCGCGGGUGGACUUCUACGGCUUCCUCGACCGCAUGCGCCGCCCGGAGGCCGCCGGCCUCUUCCGCUCCAUCAAGAGCUUCCUCGCCUCCCUCUCCCUCGAGGAGCCCAGCGCCGAGGCCGACGGCGCCAGGGUCCAGGCCUUCUUCGCGGAGAUGGAGGCGGCCAUCCGGGGCCACCCGCUCUGGGCCGACGCCACCCACCAGGAAAUCGACCACGCGCUCGAGGGCCUCGAGAAGUACAUCAUGACCAAGCUGUUCGACCGCACCUUUGUGGCGUCGCCGGAGGACGCCGCGGCCGACGCCGAGGUCUCGGACAAGAUCGGCCUCCUGCAGCGCUUUGUCAGGCCCCAUCACCUCGACAUACCCAAGGUCCUCAACAACGAGGCUUCCUGGCUGAUUGCAGUUAAAGAACUACAGAAGAUUAAUUCCUUCAAGUCCCCGUGGGAGAAGCUUCUCUGUAUGAUGAGCUGUUGCCAAGUCAUCAAUAACUUGCUGCUAAACGUGUCCAUGACAAAUGACCGGACGCCAUCUGGGGCUGAUGAGUUCCUUCCCAUUCUCAUUUAUAUUACCAUCAAGGCCAAUCCUCCUCAGCUGCACUCAAAUCUGAAGUUUGUUCAACUCUUCAGAAGAGAAACUAAGCUUGUUUCAGAAGUCGAAUACUAUCUCACAAACCUCAUUUCAGCAAAGAUGUUUAUAAUUAAUGUUAAUGGCCACUCGCUAUCCAUGGAAGAAAGUGAGUUUCAGAAGCAUAUGGAAUCUGCAACACUAGGUACUCAAAUGUCUGUUGCUGGCCCUAGUAGUCCACAAGGGUUAGCUACAUCUACGAGGGGAUUACAGAAGCAAAUUGAUGCAGAAGCAGGUUCAAGAUUCCCUUUCAUGGACUCGGAAACUGAAAAUCUGACGCCAGCAGAACUCAAGCAGUUACAUGGGCUCUACAGGAAGACAGUUUCCAGAUAUACACUGUUGUCUAAAGCCUUAAGAAAGUUAUCCAUAGAUGAGGAUCAGCUCCUCGCAUCAGUAGAUGAUUCAUGAACUGAUGCAAAGAUUAUUAUUAUUUUUGCCACUUGACCGUUUCAACAAAAAACAAGGCAGGGUGGGAGGAGGAGAUUACAUACGUCGUUCAAGUGUCCAAACAUGGUAUCAAGACCUGGAACUGCAUUCAUGUUAAUGUUGUCCCUCGAUAAAUAAGCCCAAGACUGCGGAAACAAUAUCAGAAUUCAGGAUCCAUGUCCAGGGGGUAUCAAACAAUGCGAUACAAAUGGAUGAUCAUUUGGUAAUUGAUGGCCGGCUGAACGAGUUAUCAACUCACUGGACGCUAACGAUGCAGCAGGUCAGCAGCAGCUCAUGGAUCUGGAUGUCUGGUUAGGACACUUGCCAAAGCAUUGUACAACAGAAUCGGGAUGCAAGCUUUCAUUUGAGUUUCUGAAAAGCGUUAUGAAGAGCCUUCUCCUUGACUUGUUAUCGCAACCCCACCAGGAGAAACAGCCACUACCUGCCAAUUGUGAGCUUGGCAUCAGCGACAUUAAGAUCAUCUGCAUGAUAAAAGAUUUGCAUAUCCUUGGGCUAUCAACUGACAAGAUUAUUGAAAGGCAGGGUGGAGGGGGGUUACUCUUCUAUGGUGGUCGUCUGGCAUUGCCUCUCUUGGCCGGUGAAAAGAUGGCGCCCACGAUAUGCCCUUCUGAGGACCUAGGCUCCCUGGACAGCUCACUGACUGAUCGAGCUGGACAAGAAAGUAAGGGAAUCCCCAACACUAAGACGGUGAAAGAUGAGAAGGACCUCGACGGAGUGGUCAAGAACUGUGAUCGCCAUGGCCAAGUUGCCGCGGAAGCUUGUGCGUUGAAGAGUGGAAGGAGCUGUUAAAGCUUUUUCUUUGGCUUUUCUUUCGGCAGUUGGCCUAUUUUUGCUCUGGAGCUGUCUUGCAUUUUUUCCUUCUCCCGAUGCUGCGCUGGCAGUAUGUAUCCUGGGACCAUAUGUUGAAUACUCUGUUUCAUUUUCCAGUGAAAGGUGGAACAGGGCUGUGGGCAUUUUGAUCCUCCUUUUUUUUUA
Messenger RNA from Triticum urartu, 2170 nucleotides. Its product is annotated as vacuolar protein sorting-associated protein 9A. NCBI's taxonomy places the organism in Eukaryota, Viridiplantae, Streptophyta, Magnoliopsida, Poales, Poaceae. The record is from RefSeq and is a predicted model, not a curated record. Gene Ontology annotation, molecular function: small GTPase binding; guanyl-nucleotide exchange factor activity. Gene Ontology annotation, biological process: vesicle-mediated transport. Gene Ontology annotation, cellular component: cytosol; endocytic vesicle.